AUGCUAUCAUCCUCAAAACUAUUUAAUAGCUAAUCUCAAUUAGAAUGUAAUAUUCAUUUUCAUUUUUUACUUAGAAUGCUUACUUGAUAUUUCAACAAAGAUUUUACAUGACUCUGCUAUUGAAUCAAAUAAGGAUUCUAAAAGCAUAGUAUUUAGUAGAAUUAAAGAAAUUACUCUUGAAGCUUUCUCCAAAUAGUUUACAGAUGAAAUUCAUCGUUUAUAAGCAGAAUUAAGAUCAGAAUAAGCAUUAAACGAUUAGAUUAAAAGAGAGUUUUUAGAAAGAGAGGAAACUAUAAUCUAAGAAUUUGAUUCUAAACAAAGAGAAUUUUAAUUAUAACAAAUUAGAGAAGUUUAAGAAUUACAGGAUUUGUUAGAAGCUUCAGAAACAUAACUUCAAGUAAAUUUAAAUUUCAAAAUUAGAAAUAUUAACAAUAAAAUGAUAAGUUCAAUAAGCAACUCAAGGAAUUACAAUCUAAAGAAUAAUAAUUAUUAAAAGAGAAUUUAAUUGCUCAAGAAAAUUUGUUAUCAUGUGAUUAACGAUAAAAACUAUUAAAUUCUGAUCUAAAUGAUAUGAGAUCAAGAAAUGAAUCUCUGAACUAAUUAAAUUAAUAAUUAGAUAGAUAAUGUAGAGACUUUAAAAAUGAAUGCGAACAUGCAUUAAAAGAACUAACUGAUAUUAAAAAGAUAUCAUAAUAGUAAAUUGAACUCAAUAUCUAAUUGGAAUAAGAUAUAGGUUAAUAUAAAAAUGAAAUUGAAAAACUUAAAACUAAAAAAAAUCAAGAAUUAUCUAAGUAAAAAGAGCUACUUGAUUAGUUGAAAGAUAAAAGUAAUCUAAAAAUUAAUGAAUUAAAAAAUAAGUUAAAAGAGGCUUAAAACAUUUAAUAAUAUCAGUAAGAAUAGUUAGAUGAAUUUUAAGAAUUAAUUAAAGAAUCUGAAAAUCAAUUAAAUUAGUAACAAAUUAAUCAUAAAUAACAUCUUAAAUCAAUUGAAUAAUAAUAUAAUCAAUAAUUCUAAGACUUAGAAUAAUAGUUUAUAGUUGAAAAAUUAAACUUAGAAGAAAAUUUAACGACAUCUUUUGAAUAGGUUAUUAUAGAUAAAGAUGAACAAAUACAAGAUUUAAUUAGAGAAUCUAAAAUUUUAAAAGAUAAACUUUGUCAAUAAAAUUAAGAAUUUGAAAAAAUGUAAAGGUAAUAGUAGAAUCUUGAAAUGGAAAUCAAAUAAUUAAAUGAAGAAUUAGAUUAGAUGAAUUAAUAUUAAGAAGAAUCAGAAAAUAAGUAUAGAAAUCUAGAAUUAGAAAUUACAAAAAAAGAUUAAAAACUUAAAGUUUUAUUGGCAGAAUUAGAUGAUAUUAAAAUAUUUUAAGAAUAAACCUUAAACACAAUAAGGGAAAACUAAGACUAUAUAAGCGAAAUUGAAAAGGAGAAUUAAUAAUAUUAAUAAUUUUUACAACAUAUUUAAAAUCUCUUAGAUAUUAAAAUUUAAGGUUCAUUUUCAUUCUAAAGAUUAGGAUCAGAUAUAGAAUAAAAAUUGAAAUAACAUAGAGAUGAUAUUAAAAGAUGUUUGGAAGAAAUAAAAAAGAAAGAUGAAUAGCAUAAUUAUGAAUUGUAAGAAAAAGAUUAAAAAUUAAUGCUAUUGUAAGAUAAUUUCAAUGAAGAAAAUAACAAGAUUUAGUAUUAAUUCUAAGAAUAGUUAUCUGAGAACAGAAAAUAAAGAAAUGAAUUUAAAUAGAAAAUUGAAGAAUAGAAUAAAAUAAUCAUAGAAUUAUAAAAAGAAAAAAUAGAAAGUAAUAAUUAAAUAGAGUUUUUAUAAAUUUAAAAUUAAUAAAUUAUAUAAGAUUUAGAGUCAAAUAGCGAUUAAUUAGAAUAUGCAAAAUAAGAAAUCUAAGAAUUAAUAUAGAAAGAAAAAAUUUAAAAUGAUGAAAUAGUUAAAUAGAUUAGUAUUUUGAAUAAUGAAAAAAACAAAUAAAAAGUUUAACUUGAGGAAUAUAAAUUUAAAUAUAAUACUUUUUAGUAGAGAGUUACGAGAGUUUUGAGUAGAUAAAAAGAAUUAACAACCAUAUAGCUUAAAGAAUUAAGGAAUUUCGUCUUAAAUAAGCUAAAGUAAUUAGAAAAUGAUUGUAAAUAAAUUUUACAAAAUUUGUAUAAAAAAUAACUGAUUAUUUCAGAAAAUAGAGCAUAAAUGAUAGAAAAUAAAAAAUAAUAUGAAAUAGAAUAAAUGAAUAUGGAAAUGGAGAAAAAAUUGGAUAAUUUAAAGAAGUAAUUUAAGUAAUCAGAAUAAUUAAUUUAUGAAGAAGGCUAAAUAAAAUUAAAAUAGAAACAAUAGUAAAUAGAAUAAUUAAUUAUUUCAAAAGCUAAUGAUAAUGAAUUUAAGACUAAAUUAUCAAUCUUAAAUAAAGAAAAUGAAGAAUUUCAAAAAUAAUUAUAAUUACAAGAAUAAUUAUACAUAGAAUAGAAAUAAAAUUAUGAAUUAGAAUUGAUGAACUUAAAUAAAUUAAUAAAAGAAUAACAAGAUGAAUUGUAUUAAAUUUUUAUAACUUAGAAUGUCUUAAUAGUAAUUUUCUGAUUAUACAAUGAAUAAAGAGAGAUAAUAUUUUGAGUAAAGAUAUUAAGAAUUAAAAUUAAGAUAAGAGAAAAAGGUAGAUUAAAUUUAAUAAGAUCAUUAAUUAUAAAUAAAUCAACUUGAAAGUAUAAUUUAAUAGCCAAUGAAAAUGAAAUCUUAAUCUCCAAAUAAGAAUAUUCAAAAAUCUCCUAUUUAAAAAAGAUAACCUACAUAAUUAAGUAAUCAUUAAUAAUAUUAUCGAGCCAAUAAAUCAUAAAGUUUUGGAAGCCCAAAUUUAAAUCUAAAUUUAGGAAUAAAAACACCUAAAAAAGCAUUAAUUUAAAUUGAAAAUACAGACAAAACUAUAGAAGAAUUGAGAUUAGAGAUUUAGCAAUAAAAAGAAAAGCUAAGUCGAAUGAAAUUAACAUUUACAGAGAGUCAAAAAAAGCCAUUAAAAAGAAAUUGA
This is a messenger RNA of Paramecium sonneborni, 3004 nucleotides long. The record is from the annotation of a GenBank genome assembly. NCBI's taxonomy places the organism in Eukaryota, Ciliophora, Oligohymenophorea, Peniculida, Parameciidae.